GUGGGCUGUCGUCUAUGGGGUCACACAAAGUCAGACACGACUGAAGCGACUUAGCAGCAGCAGCAGCAGCAGAGGAACAAGAGAGAAAAAAAAUACAUAAAGAGAAACAGGCAGUGAGUGAGUGGCAUGGCCAUAAGGUGGAGCAGUGACUAGUGAUGCAGUAAUGGCAGCAGUGUCCCUGGAGCCAAGAGGAAGCCGUAAUAAUGACUAUUCUUAGCCUCUUUUGAGAUCUAACUCCUCUCACCCAUCAACUUACCAGUGAUCUCAGUAAUUGCUGGUCAUGUCUUCCCUGACCCAGACUCAUUUGACUGAGUUGACAUCCCCCAGCUUUUACAGAAGGAGCUCUAAGCUAACACAAGUGAAAUAGCCUCCCUACUGAGCUUCCUGAAUUGACUCUGUUCGUUUCUCUAAACCAUUAUGCACAAUGAAGCCAGAAUGAUGUGUCCAAAAUGUAAAUCUAAAUUUAUCAGCUUCUUUGCUUAAAGCUCACAAAGGGUUUCCUAGUCUCUUGACAUAAGGUGAAAAUUCCCUACCGUAAUCUGUCACUUCCUGUGUAAUCUAGCAGCCAUGCCUUCUCUUCAUCCUUACCUGGAGCCUCUCUCCCUGUCAGCUUCUUUGGUACAGUCAUUGUGGCAUUUGUUCAGUCCUUCCUGAUCACCACCAUCGUUCCUGCCAAUGGGUUUAGCACAGGCUCCCCCGUCUGUCUAUAGCGUGGAUCCCCUGCCCUUUGUCCUGUGCUUAGUCGCUCAGUCAUGUCUAACUCUUUGCUACCCCAUGGACUGUAGCCUGCCAGGCUCCUCUGUCUAUGGGGAUUCUCCAGGCCAAAAUACUGGCGUAAGUUACCAUGUCCUCCUCCUCACUCCUACUUGGCAUCAACCAUCAAUUCCUCAGGGCUGCCUCCCUGACUUCCCUGACUGAUGCCAAUCUCACAGAAUCCCGGAUGCACAGUAAUGUCAUAUGUGUGACUUCUUGUGUGUUACCUGGUUAAUAUCAGUCUUUCCCACUAAGCUCCCUGAGAUCAAGAUCCAUGUCUGAACUUUCUCAUUAUUGGGUCCCCAGGACCUUGCAGGGUGGCUGGCCCACUGCAGGCACUCAAAUAUUUGUUGACUGCAUGCAUGGUUUAAUGUCUGUUAACAAAUAAACAAUAGAAUACAGCUCUUCUACAGGAGCCACUGUUUAGUUGUCAUGGAGUGAAGGACACUGGCAACAGUGGCCAAGCAACUGUUGCUUAGGAAGGGCCAACACACAACAGGAGACCAGAGUAUGUGUGGCUGCGUGCACAGUACUCAGGACCAAGCACUCCGCUUGGAAGGGGAGCCCAAUCCUCCUGCAGCCCCAACAUCUACUUUAGCACCUAAGAACAUGCCCAAAAGCAUUUCAAUAUCCAAACAGCUGGCUUCAAUAAAAGCUCUACGCAAGGGCUCAGAUCUGGAAAAAGCCAUCGCCACGGCUGCUCUGGUUUUCAGAAACUCUUCUGACCCUGAUGGUAAACUCGGAAAAGCUACUGCCAAAAAUCUGCUGCAAACCCAGUUUAAGAAUUUCGCAGAGGGACAAGAAACCAAAGCAAGGUACAAAGACCUCCUUUCUGAACUUGACGAACACACAGAAAAUAAGCUGGAUUUUGAGGAUUUCAUGGUCUUACUGUUAAGCAUCACUAUAAUGUCAGAUUUGCUCCAAAAUAUAUGGAGUGUAAAAAUUACACAAUAAUCAGCUUUAAAUAAAUAGUUAGGCAAAUUAAUGGCAAAAUACAAUGUUAAAUGAUUUAAAAUUUUUUCAUUUUAUUUUUGAUCAACUGAAAGUACUGAUCAUGCACCUGGGGUUGCCUAGGGUGGGUCUGAUUGCUAAUAUUCAGACCCUUUGUCACUACAGAAAUCUAUGCACACUUUUCAGGAAUGUUUGAAUAACAUGAUAUAAUCUCUGAUGCUUUAUAAUAUAAUAGGUUUGAUACCACCAAAUAUUGCAUUGCUUCUGUUGUGUCAGUAGUGUUUUAGAGCACUUCCCUUAGAGUCACUGAGCCCCUCACUCAUUCAUCCAUCAAACAAUGUGUAUUGAGCUUCUACUUGAUGGUAUUGCUAAGGACAAAGUAAUGAAUCAGCCAAUCUCUGCCCUCAGACAUGCCUACCAGAGUCUUAGCAGAGGAGACAGACUGUGAACAUUUUAUCAAUCAAUUUCUUAUACAGUAUAAUUAUAAUUGUGAUAAGGGCUACAGGUUGCUGAAAGAGUUGUUAUCACGUGACUUGGGAUCAAAGGUCAGAGAAGCUCUAUUGGCUUUCUGCAAAAGGCGAAACUGUAAGAGGAAUAAAACAGAUCUGUGGCUGCCAGGACUGUGGGUAAGACAUGGAGUUGUCCACAGAUGGGCAUGAGGGCACUUUUAGGGGGAUGGAGAUGUUCCAUAGCUUGAUUGUGGUGAUGGGUACAUGACUGCACACAUUUGUCAAACUCUUAGAACUGCACACACAAAAGCGGGGGUGGAUUUUACUUUAUGUGAAUUCUGCCUGCAUAUUACUUGUGUGAGUCACUCAGUCGUGUCCAACUCUCUGUGACCCUGUGGACCGUAACCCACCAGGCUCCUCUGUCCAUGGGAUUCUCCAGGCAAGAAUACUGGAGUGGGUUGCCAUAUCCUUCUCCAGGGAAUCUUCCCAACCCAAGGAUUGAACCCAGGUCUCCUGCAUUAUAGGCAGAUUCUUUACCAGCUGAGCCACCGGGGAAGCCCUAUAUAUGACUUAAAACCCCAUAAAUCCCAAUAUCUUUGUAAUUUCUGGCCAUGAUUUAACCAACAAUUCCUUGACAAUAUGAUCUAAAAAUGGUCAUGUCCUCAGGAAACACAUUCCCUGUGGCUAUACCUGAAUUCCUGAGUUUAAAUUACACACACACAUCAGUCAAUGCCUAAGUCUUUGAGAUAGACUUUCACCAAGAUUUUAAUUCAUUCCAGAAUUAUUGUAGCUUCCUAAGUUACCUCCCUCACCUCCCCUUUUCCUUCCAACCCAACACUGUAAGCCUCAGAGGCACAUGUUAAGGGAUCCUUUCCGAAGGAGAACCUCCACCCCUGGUCUGGAGAAGUGUUACCUCACCUGUGUGUGUG
Molecule: messenger RNA, 3082 nt
Organism: Bubalus bubalis (water buffalo)
Lineage: Eukaryota; Metazoa; Chordata; Mammalia; Artiodactyla; Bovidae
Gene: SNTN
Product: sentan, cilia apical structure protein
Exons: 4
Coding region: 1264-1707 (147 amino acids)
Molecular function (GO): transition metal ion binding; protein binding
Source: RefSeq, a predicted model, not a curated record